CUUCAAACUUGAAGAAUGAUCUGUGAGCUCUUUGGGCAUGAUGGCUGGAAGCUGGAGGUCCGAUGGAUGAUGUACUGGAUUGUUUUUGCCCUCUAUACUGUGAUUGAAACAAUAACAGAUCAAACAGUUGCUUGGUUCCCCCUGUACUAUGAGCUUAAGAUUGCUUUUGUCAUAUGGCUGUUGUCUCCCUAUACCAAAGGAGCAAGUCUAAUAUAUAGAAAAUUCCUUCAUCCACUUCUUUCUUCAAAGGAAAGGGAGAUCGAUGACUAUAUUGUACAAGCGAAGGAGCGGGGCUAUGAGACCGUGGUAAACUUCGGGCGGCAAGGUUUGGCCUAUGCAGCCACUGCUGCUGUCACUGCAGCAGUGAAGAGCCAAGGAGCAAUAACGGAACGUUUACGAAGUUUUAGUAUGCACGAUCUAACAGCUAUCCAAGGGGAUGAGCCUGUGGGACAAAGACCAUACCAACCUCUACAGGAAACAAAGAAGAAAAGCAAAUCAGUCUCUGGUGAAUCAGCAGGUUAUGGAAUUCCACUGAAAGACGGGGAUGAGAAAACAGAUGAAGAACCCGAAGGGCCGUAUUCGGAUGAUGAGAUGUUAACACACAAAGGGCUUCGAAGAUCGCAAAGCAUGAAAUCUGUGAAAACUGUGAAAGGUCGCAAAGAGGUGCGAUAUGGGUCACUAAAAUAUAAAGUGAAGAAGAGACCACAGGUGUAUUUUUAGUCACCUGCACCUCAAGAAUCCCAAGACAAGUUGUAUUAAUCCAUCGACUUCUUCUAACACUAUUCAGGAUUUACACAUUAAAAUAAUACUUUAAAUUGUGGCGAUGGUAGGGUUUAUUUCAUCAAUUUGAGUAGCAUUUCUUUAGCCAUUACAUUCAUUUCUGACUACUCCUGGUAGUUAUGCAAAGUUUGUUUAUAUAUAUGUAUAUAUCUCUCAGAAAUAAUAGAAAAUUAUGUUACCUGUUUUCAAAUUCUUCAACAACAUUGAGUACCUGGGACAUUAAGAUGAAACACAAACCCACAGUAUACUUGAAAGGAGUCUUUUUAUGAUUUAAGAUACAUCAGCCUUUGUGGUAUUGUAUUGUGUUUACCUCCAUUUAUAUUAUGUCUAUCACAUGAGGAUAGUAAUUAAUAGGUUCUCAUCCAGCAGUGAUAGGACAAGUGUAUAAUGUAAGAUACAGUGUGUUUUAUAUAUUCUUCAAAUUUUUACUUUUUAAAUACUUGCUGGUUUAUCCACCAACAGCUGAACGUUUUUGAAACAAAUAUUUGAAAGCCAGGUCUCCACAUAGCACUUUUAUUCCUGACUAGUUUUGCACACUUGAAAACUGUUUACUUAUUUACAACUGUACAUUUAUUUUAAGCUUUAUUGACACUUUAUUGUUAUUUGUCAUAUCCUGAUAUGUCACAUUUAUGCCUUGAAUUUCAUCAUCUCUUUUCCUGUGGGUUUCAUUUGUUAAAUUUGUUAGGUUGUAAAAAUAUGAAACUAUACCUAAUUGUUCAACUUUAUUUUUAAUUCUCUCUAUAGGAAGCCGUUUUAGACAUCAGCCAGUUUUCCAUAUUUAGCCCUAUAUUGGUAGUCAAACUUAGCAUGUUUUUGUUAACACUGGUGACAUUUUAAGCAUUUAGAACUCAUAGCUUUUGUGAAACAGAGUCACGAAAUUAUCCAGCAGUGAGUCCAUUCGCAAGUUGGCCUGUGUGUGCUGCUGAUUUAUAAAUCUGCAUUGACUACAUUUAAAUCCCUCGUCUUUCUGGCUGAGAUCAUUUCCUAAAGAUGGAUGCCAAUGCAAAAUGUUAAUCUUACCUGUUAGAAACUAUUAGACUAGAUAUCAGAAAAAUGUUUUAAUCCAAGAGAUUUUGAGUUACUAAAUGUGGAGGCUUUUUAGGUUGCAUUGAUAACUAUGCAUUAACUCUGUUUCUGGUGGUUGUUUUAGCGAUCGCUAAUCAAAUGCAUACAGUUAUAACCAUUCAGAUAAUUUACUUGACUGUUCUUUUUGUCCAAAAGAGAGUACAAUGAGCGAGAUUGGGGAGGUCUUUGACCUUUCUACUUUUUAAGAAAUGAAACCAGCUGGCAGUGUAUAUUCAGGACCUCCUCAGAGUGUUGGCAGAGGACAGAAUGUUUACUUAGGAGUAACUUAGUUUAAUUCAUACGUUUUUCUUGAUACAUUUUCUUACAACAUUUUCUAGACUCGCUCACAUUCUUGAUAUAGAACACAAAGAAAAACUUCCCUCAACUUCUCUUCUCUGAAAGUUUAAUUCAGUGAGUAUCUUCAUCUACUUUUCCGUGACUAAUUUUUAGCCUUUUCGUUUUCUAAAAAGACUCUUUUAAUUUGUGUUCAAAAUUCCUAGGAAUCCUCAUUAUAAACUCUUGGAAGAGAGUUUUUAUUUCAUUGCCUAGUCUUAGACUUACCGAUGUAAAUGCUACACCAUGUUUGUCUUUCCUACCCAAAGGCAGUGUCAUCUCAAAUUGCCUGACAAAGUCAUGUAAGUGACUUUAUGAAAACAUUACCUCUGGGGCUGCUCUGCGCCAUUUUAUGUUUUCCAAAACUAAUCUGAGUAUUAAACCUAUUCUGUAAUUAUAGUAAACUCAUAAAUACUGCUCUAAAUCAGAGGAAUUAUUUGUCACUCUACGCUCCUACAAAGAAAACAUUUACUCAAAGACAACACCAGUCACAAAGCGGUAACAAUGCCUGUCCUUCUUAAAUCUCUUUCUCCACACAGUGCUCCACCCCAUCUAUUUCUCCUCUUAUGCUGUUAUGUGCAGUGGAUGUCAUUUUUGCUGUUCUAUCAUUUCCUUUUUCUCCUUUCUUACAUUUCUGAGAUUUUGCUGCUUUUCUCUUGUGUGUGUUUUAGCAUGCCCUUUCCUUUGAACUCUGUAUGAUAAGCUCACAAAUCUUAGCCUCUUUUAAGGGGGAGCAGGCCAUUUUUUUUCUCUGCUUUUGAGUCCACUGCUUUUAAAAGAGGGAAAUCUGUCUCUAGGCCACAGUGCCUUGCUUUCCCACCACCACCAUUUGGUGAAUGGGCAUCAGAUGCAGCACACGCCUAUUUAGGGCGCUGUUUUGGUAGCUGUUGAAGAAGCUGUUUGAAGCUGUUUAUGCAGCUGGUGUUUUAUUACAUAUUCCUUCAACUCAUGCAUUAAUAUUAACUGUUUCCAGAGGUUUUCGAUGUGACAAUUGAUCUAUUCGGUUUACCAUGCUUUUUCUGGGAUAAAAAAAUGAGCCAGCAGUAUGUCUUAUUGCUAAGUAAUUAAUUACAUAAGCCAUCCUAGGCCCUGCACAAGAUUCCUUCCGCACAAUUCACUAGUCCAUAUAUGUAUGUGGAUUUGGCUAGAAAGUGGUAAAUGUCAGCAUUGCUAAUUAUAAGUACUUGACUACACAGAUUGAUGGAACAAAAUUAUUAAAGUGUCUUCAGGGAACUAAAUCUGUAUGUCACCACCAAAGAUUUCUACAGUGUUAUAAAAUAUGUAAAUAUUCCAAAUUUCUGUAAAACACUGGUUAGAUAAAUACGUUUUCUUUCAUUUCUUUUUUUGAAAUAACACAGUUCAAGCUUCUGUAAUACUUGAACUUUUGUUUAAAAUAAUCCAAUAUUAUCUUCUAUGAAAUAUUAGUAAUGUGUAUGUUUAAAUGGAAUGAACUAAAUUUUUAUUUUGAUUUUCUCUUACCGGGAAAAUUAAGGAGUUAAUAUGUAUUGACAGGCAAUUUUCCUACAUGUUAUCCUAUAUAGGCUGGUUCAUUGGCAAAGCAAUUAGGUGAUUUUGAGGCGAUCAUUGUUACCCGGGUAGGCAGUGUAUAUUUCUUUGUAAACAUCAUUUACGUUUACUUAGGUUUACUAAGUUUUACUGAGUAAAACUUUCUGAAGGAAAAUAUGGCUUUUUCCUCUAAAUGUUUAAGACUUCAUCUACUAGUAGUGUCAUACAGAUUUAUUGUAUAUUAACUUUCUAAAAACUAACCAUGAAUUAAUAUUUUCACCUCUAACACCUCUUAAAUCUGUGUACUUUAAUCAUUAAGAGAAAGCAGUUUUAGAAUUUUUUAAACUCUUUGUAAAGGCUAUCUUUAGGCCUAGUAUGGGGGUAAUUUUACAGAUGUGUUUUUUGGAAAAUUUAAUAUAAAUAAACUCAUUUUAUUAGUGACAA
This is a messenger RNA of Suricata suricatta (meerkat), 4128 nucleotides long. It is a transcript of the gene REEP3, whose product is annotated as receptor accessory protein 3. Gene Ontology annotation, molecular function: microtubule binding. The record is from RefSeq and is a predicted model, not a curated record. Gene Ontology annotation, cellular component: cytoplasmic microtubule; endoplasmic reticulum membrane; endoplasmic reticulum tubular network. Gene Ontology annotation, biological process: endoplasmic reticulum tubular network organization. Lineage: Eukaryota; Metazoa; Chordata; Mammalia; Carnivora; Herpestidae. Bases 16 to 720 code for a protein of 234 amino acids. The transcript is spliced from 7 exons.